GGGCGUGGCUGACGUGCGGCGGCGUUUCCUCAAACAUGGCGGCUCUCGAAGCGGCUGCGGAGCCGGUAACGGGGGUGGCGGCUGUUGGACCAAAGGCGAAGGACGAAGAGGAGGAGGAAGAGGAGUCGCUUCCGCCGUGCGAGGCAGUGCGCUGGGCGCCGGUUGGGGCGGUGGCAGAGGCCGGGCCCGGGGCGGCGGCGUUCUCGGAAGAGGCGGCGGCCGAGGAGCCCGGAGCGGCCCCGGGCUCCCCACCGGACUCGCCGGGCCGGACGCUGAGGCGGCUGCGGGCCGAGCGGCGGCGGCUGGAUUCGGCGCUGCUCGCGCUGUCCUCGCAUUUCGCGCAGGUGCAGUUCCGCCUGCGGCAGGUGGUGCGCGGGGCGCCGGCGGAGCAGCAGCGCCUCCUGAGCGAGCUCGAGGACUUCGCCUUCCGCGGCUGUCCUCACGUCCUGGGUUACGGGAGCCCAGAGGACCUCGCCAGCGAUGAUGGCGACGGGAUGCCGGGGGACCGGCCACGGUUGCGGGGCGAGGACCAGAGUGAGCAGGAGAAACGGGAACAUCUGGAAACCCAGAGGGAGAAGCAGAAGGAACUGAUACUGCAGCUCAAAACCCAGCUCGAUGACCUGGAGACGUUUGCCUAUCAGGAAGGCAGUUACGACUCCCUGCCGCAGUCCGUGGUCUUGGAAAGGCAGCGGGUGAUCAUCGAUGAGUUAAUAAAGAAACUGGACAUGAAUCUGAAUGAGGACCUCAGUUCACUGUCCACUGAGGAGCUUCGGCAGCGUGUGGAUGUAGCUGUAGCUCAGAUCGUCAACCCAGCCCGAGUGAAAGAACAGCUGGUUGAGCAGCUGAAAACUCAGAUCCGAGACCUCGAGAUGUUCAUCAGCUUCAUCCAAGAUGAAGUAGGAAGCCCAUUACAGACAGGUAGUGGACACUGUGAGUGCAAGGCCAGUGGGAAGACAGGAAACUGCUCCUGCAGAACUGGCAGCAGCAGACCACCUCCAGGAAACAGCAAAACGAAAGCAGAAGACAUGAAGACAGUUCGGGAGACGGGGCUGCACCUGAUGCGGCGAGUGCUGGCAGUGCUCCAGAUCUUUGCUGUUAGCCAGUUCGGUUGCGCCACAGGCCAGAUCCCGCAGACUCUGUGGCAGAGGGACCAGGAUGACAGGGACUACUCUCCCUUAUUGAAAAGGCUGGAGGUGUCAGUAGACAGGGUGAAGCAGCUGGCCUUGAGGCACCAGGCGCACGACCACUUCAGCAGCUCCGCCGGCCUCCAGGACCUCUCUCUGGGAGGCAAGGACGAGCUGACCAUGGCUGUGCGGAAGGAGCUGACUGUGGCCGUGAGGGACCUGCUGGCCCAUGGACUGUACGCCUCCUCACCGGGGAUGAGCCUCGUCAUGGCCCCUAUUGCCUGUCUGCUGCCGGCCUUCUCCUCGGCCCCCGAGGCCAUGCACCCCUGGGAGCUCUUUGUAAAGUACUACCACGCUAAGAACGGCCGUGCUUAUGUGGAGUCCCCUGCCCGGAAGCUCUCACAGUCCUUUGCCCUGCCUGUCAUGGGAGGCACUGUGGUGACACCCAAGCAGAGCCUGCUGACAGCCAUCCAUGUGGUGCUGACGGAGCACGGCCCUUUUAAGCGCAGUGCAGACUCGGAGCUGAAGGCCUUGGUGUGCAUGGCACUGAAUGAGCAGCGUCUCGUGUCCUGGGUGAACCUCAUCUGCAAGUCAGGGUCGCUCAUCGAGCCCCACUACCAGCCCUGGAGCUACAUGGCACACACGGGCUUUGAGAGCGCCCUCAACCUGCUCAGCCGCCUCAGCAGCCUCAAGUUCAGCCUCCCUGUAGACCUGGCUGUGCGCCAGCUCAAGAACAUCAAAGAUGCCUUUUGAUGAGAAUGCCUUGGCCCCAGACCAGCAUCUUGCUCAGUAAGGAUAGAUGGUUAGUCUUCUAGGAUAAGAGCAAGAAUUAGGAGGAGGGGCUAAAGACAACUUCCCUAGCCAGAUGAUGCAAAGUCUCUCUCCCCCAUCAACUUGGCAUCUCAGAAAGAUAUGCUGGAGACCCUCUUGUUAAAAGGUUUUGCUCUGGCGUGUAUCCACGGUGCACAUGUGAGCACAUAUACUUGAGCCUGUUGAAAAGAAGUCAGUCAUGGCACACACUCAUCACGCCAUGUCUGAUUUGUAGAAAAUCCGGUUGCUGUAACCAUUCUCUUCACGGUGGUGAGGGACAGCAUGAGUGAGUUGUUGGUCCUGGAAAACGUUCAACUUAAGGCUCCUGUCAGUGAAGUUGCGGGCCAUCUUCCUUCACUUGAAGCAGGUUUGAGAGAGUCCUAGGUCAAUUCAAAUUCCUUUUGUGAAUACUGAUGCCUCUUUCUUCCUGACCCCAAGGUCAAGGGAGGCCAUGUGUGUUCCAUAGCUGCCUCUAAAACUGGGAGUGGGAAUAUCUGAGAACAGCAUUUGUAAGGGUGUUUACCACAGUUGAUUUUUUUUUUUUUUUUUUGGCUGUGCCGAGCAGCUUGCGGGAUCUUAGUUCCCCGACCAGGGAUUGAACCCCGUGCCCACAGCAGUGAAAGAGCCGAGUCUUAGCCACUGGACUGCCAGGGAAUUCCCCACAGUUGAUUUUAAUAUGAGCCUUUUUUCAUGUAGAGGUAAGAACUGAAAUCUGUCCCUGACCGCAUGGUCCUUUCCUCACAGCCCAGACGAUGGUCUCUCCGUUUUGGAACUGGUUUACCAGGACAGCCACCAUCUGGUACCAUGUCCUCUGGCGAGUAACCUUUCCUCUGCACACCUCCCAGCUCCUCAGAAGGAAACGUGUUCAAGGUGUGUUCCAUGUGUCCUGGAGGCUGGAUGGUGGAGGAGGUCUGACCAUGUGAUCAUACUACAGCGGGGGUGGGAACUGUGGCAGAUCACUGGUGACAAAGAAGGGGCUUGGCAUUUCCUUGUAAAACUAACUCUAGACUGGUCCUAUUGGAUCUCUUUUAGCCUUUUUAGUUCAUAUUUGCCAUUCAGCUUGCAUCCUGCUCCAGGACUGAGCAAAGAUGUGCAAAGUGUAUCACCUUCUGGAAAGCCAAGUGGGUUCCCAACACUACUGAUUCAGCAUCGUUUCAUAUAUUAAAUUGCCAGCUGCACUUUGUGUCUGCACUAUUAUGUAGUGCAUUUUAACUUAAUUUUUUCAGUAAGAUAUUAUUUAAGAUAUAUUCUUGAUAAUUCAUUAGAAUUAGUCCUCCUUCAUGUGAAACAGGAUAAGUGCAAAAUGUUUUGAAAAAUGGUAUCUGUGGUUGCUAAUAAAAUCAUAGUAUUUUGUGUAGCUUCUCUGCAAAGACCUUAGAGACUGCUGGCUUUGGUUUAUAAGUCUGGGCAUUGUCAACGUAUCUGAUCCAGAUCAGUGUUUCCUUGAGCAAUGCCUGGCUCCUGGCCUUUCUGCCUCUUCUCUGCCCCCUGUGCUGGAUCAACUCAGCUUUGGUGGUG
Messenger RNA from Kogia breviceps (pygmy sperm whale), 3452 nucleotides. It is a transcript of the gene RUNDC1, whose product is annotated as RUN domain containing 1. The record is from RefSeq and is a predicted model, not a curated record. NCBI's taxonomy places the organism in Eukaryota, Metazoa, Chordata, Mammalia, Artiodactyla, Physeteridae.